Messenger RNA from Epinephelus fuscoguttatus (brown-marbled grouper), 10634 nucleotides. Its product is annotated as A-kinase anchor protein 13-like. The transcript is spliced from 39 exons. Gene Ontology annotation, molecular function: guanyl-nucleotide exchange factor activity. NCBI's taxonomy places the organism in Eukaryota, Metazoa, Chordata, Actinopteri, Perciformes, Serranidae. The record is from RefSeq and is a predicted model, not a curated record. The coding region runs from base 215 to 7528 and encodes 2437 amino acids. Gene Ontology annotation, cellular component: plasma membrane. Gene Ontology annotation, biological process: regulation of Rho protein signal transduction.
UGGACUGUACCGUCCUGUUCGUGACCGGGCAGACUUUGGUGUGAGACACACACCGCCGCUCAUCCAUCUCACUUUCCAGAACAAACUUUUUAUAAAGGACAUUUGGGCCCAGCUUCAAAACACUGCGGCUCCAUCCAUCAGCAGGAAUAUUAUGCGUCCACAAACUGCUGCUGCUUCUUCACACUGAGCUUCAUCUGCUUGAGUGUCCAGGGACAUGAAACUCAAUCCACAGCAAGCUCCACUAUAUGGGCGGUGUGUUAUCACGGUGCAGCUCACUGAUGACGAGCUGGCUGCGGAUGAGGAGGGUGUGGACUACUUCCUGCUGUUUGUUGGCAGCACACAGAGGCACCUGACCAGCACCCUAAGGAGCAGUCAUGACACCUUGCAGGCGCUGUGUCCCGCUCAUGACUGUUGCGAGGUGGUGUUGGUCACCUUGUGUUCAGGCAGCCGAGGUGUCCCCAAGGCCCCCGAGGACCCAAAGCCCUGUCUGGGUCACGUGGCUCCAUUGGCCGAGCAUCGAUUCAGCUUUGUCCAAGAUUUGGCUUUUGACAUGGCCCAGUUCCUGGUGAGCACGGCGGGCCGAGCUGACGGCCUCGACGGGGCGCUGCUGCUGGAUGAGUGUCAGAUUCCCCUGCAGGAGUGUGAACGUCUGGAUGAGAGCCUGGCGCUGGCCCUACACCACCUCGCGCUGCCUCCGGGAUGGAGCUUACUGGGAAACAAACUAACCAACAGCACUGACCUGAAUCCUCAGGAGACUCUGCUGCAUUUCUCAGCACGUCGAGGUCUUCUUCGGGUUACACGCUUCUUGCUGCAGCAGUCUGGAGCAAAAGACGCCCUGCGAUUGGCCAACAGACAAGGCCACACCCCAGCCGCCAUUGCAGCCCUGCGAGGACACGAACGCCUCCACGAGCUCCUCGCACAGGCUGAGACGGACAAAGGGACUGAGACUCUUCAGCUGGUGUCUACGGACGCCCGGAUAGUUUGUCACCUCCCCAGGCUGAACACACACACUCUGACGCUGAGCAACCACUCCGGCCACGACCCUCCGAGCCUUCAGAGGAGCGUGGAGCAGCUGCUGCACUUGAUAUGCCAUCUCCAUGCCAAGGGAGUUUCUGUACUGGAGCUGCAGUUUGAUUCUCUGCACACAGCUGCUGAAUGUUGUGAUGGUGUAGAAACAGAGAUAACCUGUCUGGAGCGACUACAGCUGCCUGCUACAGCAUCAGAGUGCCUGGAUACAGCAACAGGAGGGAGCUGGGGAGAAAACUGCUCAGUGGAAAGCCACAGUGGUGUUGAUUGUGGAAAUGGUGAGACUGGGAAUGCAGAGAGAGACUGGAGUUUGUCUGUGAGUACUCCAGCCUCAGAAAUACACCCCCAGGAGCAUGGCCUCGGCCCCCCAGCUGACUGGGUGUGUCUCAGCUCAAGCAGUGGGAGAGAUCGCUGCCAAGCAGAGCAGGAGGGUGGGGAGCAGCCUGUUGUUCCCACCCAGAGUUUGAGUUUGCGUGACAGGAGUGAAGGAGCACAGAGUGGGGUAGAAGGAGAGAGCCUCACUGUGGGAAUCCUUCCACCAGAAGGCUGUAAUAAACAGGCAGAGGAAACUGAUAGAGAAGAGGCUGUGAUCUGGGAAGGACAGGAGGCCACGGAGGGAAAGGACACAUCAGAGCAGGAAGCACAGGACAGCACAGCUACAAGGAAGGAGGAGGAGGAGACAGAGUCCACAGAUUUUAUAACUAGUGGAGACACAAAAGCUUCGGAUAUGGGCCAGUCCCCGUCAUCAGAGGGAUCAGAGGUAUCUGACACCUCUGAUUCAGAAACAAAGGAGUGCUGUCAGGAAGAAGAGACUGAGGAGAAACUUAGCCAAGAGCACUGUGAAGGACUCUCUUUAGAUGAGGAGAAGGCAGAGAGUGAAGGGUUAACAGACCCCAUAUUAACCCCAGGGGACCUCCCAAGCCCAUCGCUGAUAGACGGCGGUGAUGUAAUCAAGGAGCUUGAAUCUGCUGUUCCACGUCUCUUGAUAGAAGGCCUCCACGAGGGGGAACCUCCACCAGACAUAAACAGCCUGGAACAAAACCAGGAAACAGCUGGUCGGGAUUACGCUACAGAUCAGCAAAGGGGCUUGGCUCCAGAAACUGGUUGUCAUUCUGGGAAUAGUACUGGAACAGUGAGUAGUAAAGAGCUAGACGGUGAAGACGCAGCUGAACCUUCUGGAAACAGCAUUGAAAGUACCAGUUUACCAACGGAUGAACCGGACGAUACAGCUGAUUCUCGGACUGAGGGUAACUUCAAGGAAGAAUUGCAAACAGAUCCAUCACCUGAAAUGAUGCCAAGCUCCAGCAAUAGACAUGCUGAUGAAGAGUCAGGGACGACCUAUGGCCUCUCCAGUGAUGAUGACGUCAGUUUCCAAUCGGUCGGAAGCUCCACAACAGAAAUAUUCCACCCCACUCAGGACAGCGUUAGUACGGAGGAUCAGGAUUUACUUCAGAACAAGAUAGCAGAACUGUCCUCAACAGCAGAGAAGGAACCAAACGAUUCAAAAUCUAGUGAGAGCAAUGAACAUGCACUAACCGUGGACGCAGGGCUCCCCUUGGAGCCAGGCACUGACAGUGCACCAACAGAAACAGACCGCAGCCAGACUGGCACCGAGCCUGAAUCACAACUGUCACCCAGCCUCCAAACAAUAGAGGCUUUGAAUCCUGAGGGGACAGUAGAGAACCUCACUGCAGAGCUUUCCAAAGAGGAUGUGUCGUUGUCAGAAAGUGGGGACGCUCCAAUGACGGAGGUCGAUGAAGGUGAAACUGGAGAGGUCAGCAGCUCUGAACUGAAUGCAGGGAUUGAGCAUUCACAAUCAGAGGUCACCAGCGGGGCUUUAUGUGAACCCAGUCCAUCUGCUGCGGAGGAAAGUGAUGCGAUUGGCCCGGUUGAAGGAGACCAUCAGUCAGCGGAGGCCAGUGAUAAAUCUGUAGUGGCUUCAGCUGAAAACAAUGAAGAUGUGCAGUUGAUGCCACAGCAACCCAAAGAGGAGAAUUCAGAGAUGACAGCAGAUGAGAGGUCAUCUGAUGAGGGAUUAAGGCUCUCAGAGAAUCAGAUUGAUGCAUCUUCGUCACAGGGUGUCAGUCCUCUUCCGGAUAGUGUAGAUGUCAAUGAUUUGGAAGUAGAUCCACCUUCUCCAAACAAUGAAGCAUCCUGUGGAGCUCAUGUUGAGGAUGAGGUGACGGAAAAUCCAGAGACUCUUGACGCAGUGGAUGGAGCACCACAAUGCCCUGACAGUGCAACUCAAGAGGUGGAAGUUAUCAUGUCUGAAGACACUAUAAUUGGUGCAGGGGAGGAUGAAAAUGGCCCCUCAGAGGAAACAGACUUCUCCGUGAUCCACCGAGACAGAGACGCGUCGUUCCAUCAGCCUUGCAGCACUCCACACUCAGGAUCCUCGCAGUCUUCAGCGUUUCCCAGUUUGCCCAGUAGAACCAGCAGUGCCACCAGCUGUCCCUCCACCGCACACAGAGACUCUGGCAGCGACAUAGAAAGCCUCCUGAACGCAGAGCCAGGAUAUGACAGCGUCUUCAGAAAGAAUGAUGAACCAGUGACAGGAGGAGACAGUGCCAGCGAGGUUUCCGUCUCCUGUUCCUCCACAGACGACACCGCCAGCGUCGGUCCGUCGAGCUCCAGUCCAGAGGGCAGCCACGGCCUGGAAUGCAGCUGGAGCCCAGAGGAGGGCAUCCAGACUGGGGCUGCUACCACUACAGGACCAGACAGCGUUGGAUGUGGUGGUGGAGGAGGAGGAGGAGCGGGAGAAGCUGAAGAAGAAGCCAAAGACAGAGUGACAGAGGUACUACGGCGCCCCUGCUCCAGCAUUCGAUCCCAGUCGCCACAUCGCCGCCACAGCUGGGGUCCUGGAAAGAACAACGGAGAAGACGCAGAGAUGAACCAGAGGAGCUCCGUCCGUAGCCCUGGUGAGGGGAAGCCGACCUUUCACCGGAGAAGCUACAGCCUGGAGGGGCUCAGUGGGGUCCAGGAAGAGCUGAGAGGCCCCACCACUCAGGGUCCCCGAAUCCUGGAGCCUUCAAGGAUGCCCCGGCAUGACAGCGAUGACAGGGGCUCCCUGGUUUCUCUGACAGAGGAGCAGGAGGAGCUGGGGGAGCAUGGCAGACUACAUGACCCGAAAUUAAGGAGGUAUCGGCCUCUGCGAAACAGCUGUCCUCCCAUGACCCUGCCUCUCACCAAGUCUGUAUCUAUGCUCGCCAUCAGCCAGAGAGACAUUGAUGGUAUGAGGUCGUUUUCCAGUGCCUCUGGGUCACUAGCAUACAGUAUAUCAGAGGAGGAGCCUGGGCCUCUGCGGAGCGACACUGAAGGAAAGAGUGUGACGAAAGUCAGCCGGACCUUCAGCUACCUCAAGAACAAGAUGUACAAGAAGACCAGGGAAAAGGAGCGAGACAAGAAGGAGAAAGACAAGGAGGGUAAAGAAAAGGACAAGAAGGCGAUUAAUGGUCAUCUGUUCACACCAGUCAGCUCGGGCCAGGCUGCCCAGUGCUUCCAGUGCAAUAAGGCUUUCAACAGCAAGGAGGCUUUCCAUUGCACACACUGUAAUGCUUCCGUCCACAAGAGCUGCAGGGACAGCCUGCCUGUUUGUGCCAAGGUGAAGAUGAAGAUGCCCAAACAGCAGUUUGCAGUACCAGAUUCAAGUCAACAGCUUACAGUCACAAUGAGGAACAAAUCUGGUGGGACAAGAGAACGCCCCUGGUCUGCCAUCUUGUCCCCCGAAGACCAUUCCUCCCUGAUGAUCCCACCACGGAGACACACCAGCAUCAUGACUUUCCAUGGCAACAAUCUCUCCAAGAGUUUAUCCAUAAGCAACAUCGCAGGCCCAGUAUUUGAUGAGAUGCCCAUUAAAGGCCUGAGGUAUCUCUCCCAGUCUACUGACUCCCUCAACAGAACCAACCAGGUCACAGAGUCCACGGAAUCGCUCACUGAUGAAGGGACGGAAAUGAUGGACGGUCAGCUGAUGGGGGAGUUUGAGGCAGAGGCCAAGGAGAUGGAGGCCGACUCGUGGAGUUUAUGUGUGGAGCAGCAGUACCUGCAGCAGCUGGACAAAGAGCUGGUGAAGAGACAAGACGUAAUCUAUGAGCUGAUGCAGACGGAGAUGCAUCACAUCCGGACGUUGCGCAUCAUGUCAGAAGUCUACAGCAAAGGCCUGCAGAAGGAGCUGCAGCUGGAGCUGCAGACAGUGGAGAAGCUGUUCCCUGCUCUAGACGAACUCCUGGAGCUCCACACCCAGCACCUCCUCCGCCUCCUGGAGAGAAAGAGGGAGAGCCCGCUGGAGGGGGGGAGCUCGGAGGGAAGCUUCAUCAUCAACAGGAUAGGAGACAUCUUGCUCAGCCAGUUCUCAGGAUGCAACGGUGAAAGCAUGAAGAGGGUUUACGGGAGAUUCUGCAGCCGCCACAACGAAGCUGUAAACUUCUACAAGGACCUCCUCACCAAAGACAAACGCUUCAAGGCUUUUAUCAAAAAAAAGAUGAGUAGCAGCAUUGUGCGGAGGCUUGGUAUCCCAGAAUGCAUCUUGCUGGUGACCCAGAGGAUAACAAAGUACCCGGUGCUAAUCCAGAGAAUGCUGCAGCACACUAAAGAAAGCGAGGAAGACUAUGAAGACCUGACGGAUGCUGUUCGGCUUGUGAAGGAGGUGAUCGCAGCAGUGGAUAGCAAGGUGAACGAGCACGAGAAACGGCGCCGACUGAAGGACUUCCACAGCCGCAUGGACAGCAAGUCCAUCAUGAUGAUGAAGAGUGGUCAGAUAUUUGCUAGGGAGGAUCUACUGAGGAGGAGGCUGAUCCAUGAUGGAGGGCUGCAGCUGAAGAACUGCCAGGGAAGACUAAAGGAUGUCCAUGCUCUGCUACUAUCAGAUGUCUUCGUCUUCCUCCAAGAGAAAGACCAGAAAUAUGUCUUCGCCAUGCUGGACCAGCGCUCCACGGUCAUCUCCCUCCAGAAGCUGAUUGUGAGGGAGGUUGCAAACGAAGAGCGCGGCCUCUUCCUCAUCACGGCAGGCAUCGAGAAGCCGGAGAUGAUGGAGGUCUUGGCCAGCUCCAAGGAUGAACGCAACACCUGGAUGCAGCUCAUCCAGGAAGCCAUGCAGUCGAUAGAGAAGGAUGAGGAUGAAGGGAUUCCCAGUGAGACGGAAGAUGACAAGAGACAACUGGAGACUAAAGCCAAGGAGAUGAGAGAUUUGUUGAGGCAAAAGGACACAGAGAUCAUGUCUCUGCUGGAGGAGAAGGUGCGGCUCUUCAGGGGGAUGUGGGAAGGUUUGAACCCAGGCGAGGAGGUCUGCCGGCAGGUCCAGCCUUUCUUCAGGUCAGUCUCCAGCCAGGAGCUGCCCAGGGGGGCGUCGAUCAUGAAGGAUGCCCUGGAGGAAGUGGAGACAUUACAGGGGCUGGUGAAUGGCAGCCUGGGCGGGGCGAUGGCCAGUGUCCAGGAGGGAGGGGUUGCGGGGCCGGUGUGUCUGCCCCGCCGGGCUGAGACCUUCGGAGGCUUCGACAGUCACCAGAUGCACAGCAGUAAGAGUGGUGAUGGUGACGAGAGCGAGGAUACGGCGGGAGAUCUGCGCAGGACAGAGUCCGACAGUGUUUUAAAGAAGGGAGGAAACGCCAACCUGCUGCUGCUGCUGAAGAGGAACAGUGAGCAGGUCCUCCACAGUGUCUCCAAUCUGCAUCUCCUGCUCAGCACUCUGCAGGCGGUGGUGGUCCAGCAGGACAGCUUCAUAGAGGACCAGCGGCAGGCCCUGAGCGAGCGCUCGUCCUCCUGCUCAUCUUUAUCGCGGCCGUCCUCGCGGCCCAGCUCACUGAUUGAACAGGAGAAGCAGCGCAGCCUGGAGAAGCAGCGGCAGGAGCUGGCAUCCCUGCAGAGACAGCAGGCAGCUCAUGCUGAGGAGAAGAGGAGAAGGGAGAGGGACUGGGAGCUGAGGGAACAGCAGCUGGCAGAAAGAGAAGGGCUGCUGCACCUACAGGAGGAAGAGAUCUUGAAGCAGCACAAGGAGCUAGAGGAGGAGAAGCAGGGGCUGCAGAGUAAAAAGGAGGAGUACCAGAGAGACCUGGAGAGGCUGAGGGACGCCCAGAGGAAGCUGGAGAAAGACAGAGAGGCAGUGCAGCGGCAGCUCGAAAGGAUGGAGGAGCUGCGCCUGUCUGAGAGGACUCCCUCCACAACGUCAGAUGAAACCCAGUUCCCAGGCAGCUCCCAGUCUCUGGAGCUGGACCCGCUGGAGCUCUCCUCCUCCUCCUCCUCCUCCUCCUCCCUGCUGAGGCUGCAGCCCCAGCGGUCUAAGCCCAAAGGGAAAAGCCUCAAUCCCUUUACCUCAUCCUCCAGCAACCUCAAAGGUAGCGAAGCCAACAACCAGAUCUCAAAGAGCCUGCUGCAGCUGUCCAAGAACAAGAGCAAAGAGGGGAAGGAGAAGGAGAAGAAGAAGAAGAAGGGCAAAGGCGGGAGUGCACAGACAGCAGACCCCCAGCACCUCCCCGAGCCUCCUCUGGACGGAGAGAUCUUCUUCUGCUGAGAGAAGUGGCUCUUCUCCUCCUCAUCCUCCUCUUCCUCCUCAUCAUCAUCAUCAACCCACCACAGCCCUUUCAGAGGAUUGUGUUACUGCCAAGUAGUAAUACAUUCAUCUGCAUGCGUAGCACUGCAGUGUACUACCAGGCUUUUUGGCACCUUGAAGAGACUUUUAGUUAAUUGUGUUCAUUUAAAGCAGAGCAAUUUCACUUUACAUGCGAGAAAAAUGUAUUUUCUUGUAUUUUAAAACCCACUGCUUUAGUUUCUGAAAGGAAAAAAAUAUGUAAGGGAUUCUGCUAUGGUGUGCAAGUAGGCGUACAUACUUGCAGUACAUAAAAAUAGGCAACAUGAAGUGGCAGUACAUUUUUUGGGUAUUUUGUUUCCAAAAAAAAAAAAAAAAAACAGUUUCCCUUUCCAAAGACACCAUGGUUACAUGACAGUGGUUUCAUUUCUUCAUUUUGAAGAAUUAUACAUUUGUGAGUAUCAAACUGAAAACAUUUCACAGCAGGCUGCCUCACAAGCUCUGCCAAGUAUGUCACAGGCCCCACUGCCUUUCUGUGUGCGUGUUUGUUACGGCCCCAACUAGCCCCCUUUUCCACAGUCCGUCCUGCUAUGAAGUUCCACACCAACAGGCUGUUAUGUUAAUUUAUGGAAGCGUCUUCCAUGUGACUGAAUCCACACACACAAGGACUCAGACUUAUCCAAAUGCCACUUGGAAACAGAUAUGAAUGCCAACAUGCUCCAUGUGGCACUGGGAGCUCAUCACUAAUGAUCUUUAUUCACAAUUAAUAGAAGAUUGAAAACCUCAGAGGAAAAUCUGCUUAAACUAAGUGUCUUGGUAGCAUGUCUUAAUCAAACAAGUCCAGCGUUUUCAGUGUUUGCCCCAGUGUUUCAUUCAGAAAUGCUACUGUAUAGAUCCACAUUGAAAGAAAAAUUGUCGCCCAACAAUCCUUUACUUGGUAUUUGAAAAGCAGAUUUUGGUCGCGUCCACUAAUUUCGCCUCCAGUUAGUAAGCAAAAUGGAAUUUCAAUACCUUCCAUAAUCCUCUAUUAAGACUCCAUGCCAUCAAUCUUGUUCCUUGGCUGGGUUUUAAUUUAUUUGAAUAAUGGAUGUCUCCAUUUUGGAGUGAAACUCUUCAGAUGUGCGUGUCUCUUCUUCCAGACUCAACAGUAAUGAAAGGAUUGAGACAUAUCUUCCAGCGUCUAAUGGCUCAAUUCAUAUCCUUUAGUGUGUUUUAGAGCCUUGGAUGGAUAUUAGCUUGAUCCUUGCUUUAUCUGCCUGUCAAUGGGCUUUUAUGCAGCCCUCAUCUUUCAUCUGAGCGCUGACGACUGGGGCUUUCCUUCGUUUUUUUGUUUAAUUGCAUGUAACUCCGCAGGUAGCAUACUAAUGGCUUCUGAGUUCAACUUUCUCUUUCAGCCUCUCUUGGUUGUGAUAAUAGACUCUGUAGAUGCACGUGGCUGAUGGUUUUAGGAAGUGGAGGCUGUUGAUUUAGGGACAAAGCAGCUGGUUAGAGAAAAUGAGAGAGGACAUUAACUAAAAAACACCAAAUGAUGCUAUACGUCCGUGUUCGGACGCCUAAUGACUGAACCUGCUCAGCAGGUACCGCCUGAGUCUCUGAUCAUUUCAAAUUAAUCAGCACUCAGCAGUGUUGUUAAGCACUUUGGUACUAAUAUGUUGAUGCUUUUUUUGUUAUCAGUGUGAGAUAUCAAUCAAGGAGGUCUUUGUACUCUGUGGAGUUUUUUAAUCGAGGGCACUGAUGCUCAUGAAAAGCAACAAUGAUCCAAAGCGAGAUAAUGUGUUAAAGUACAUAAAAGGUGCUGCGGCUCCUUGUUGUUGAGAUUAGUGAUGUCAUUAAAAUAGGGGCCUGUAGCUUUUAUGGAAUGUUUCCAAGGUGACCUGCAUGACCUGUCUUAAUUUUAAAGCCUGUGUAUUAUCCCCACUAAGGCCAGAUUGCGGGCCACAUACUACCUGCAGGACAGGUAGGAAGUAGAAGCAGAAGAGUUUUAAAAAAAAGCAGGACCCUUCUCUCAGUGAAUGACAGAGCAGCGCCACUGAACUGCUUUCUUGCUGCCUCUUUUGUCUUGUGUUUAAGUGCUUGUUUGUUAACUUGCCGUCUGCGUUGAGGAUUUGACUUCAUGUCCAGGCUGGUUUAUUAUAGUGUGUCUUCUAAGAGGCUUACGGGGCCAGCCAAUUAGUUGCUUCAUGUCUUUUGUUUAUGGCUUUGGUGUAAUCCUGUCAAAGAAACGGAGAGGAAUGGGCUUCUUUUUUUGUCUCUGUAGCUUUAGCUGUGUUUUGACCACUAGGGAGCACUGCACCUAUGACUAAAUUAGUUCCCUCCCUCACACAACAACAACCACAAAGUAUGAAACUAUGUUUUUUUUUUGUUUUUUUUUUUUUUUUAAACAUAUUCUCCCUGUUGUGAGAAAUUGACAUAUUUUUCUCAGCAGGUCAUCGCCGUACAGAGAUAAUGUGAUGAGCGUGGGCUCUCACACUCUGUGACAUUUUCCCCACGGCAUUUGUAAUUGACUGCGGAAACAAAUAAGUUGUCAGAGAUUGUAAUUGGUUAUUCAGUGAAACCAGUCAGCAGCAGCUUUAAUGCGGGAAAGGAAAAAAAAUAAAGAGAGAGAGAGAAGGUCUAACGGUUGGAGGGAGCGACCGGGCAGAACCACAAACCUCUCUCUGUAAAGGACAAUCAGCAGACACGAGUCAGGAAAAUGAACUCCCUCCCGAUGAUGAUAGGGCUGUCCAUGAGACGAGGGUGUCCAUCAGGUGAACCCUGCGUAGCCUUAAAUCUUAACGAUAAAAUGCACUAGAGUAGAACCCAGCAUCUUCUCAGGAGAGAGAGGAGAGCUUUUAUACCUCUGCUUUGAAACGAAGGAAAUGUUUGUACUAUUAAAGUGGUACAGAAUAGUUUCAUUCCCAACAUUGUAAAAAAAAGGGCAAAGACAAAUAUGUAAAUACGAUUUAUGUAUAAAACAAAUCAAAUGUACAAAAUUGUUUCGUUUGUGAUCUAUUGCAACAUUUUGUAAGAAUGUUUUAUUUAUGUUUUAUUCUCCCCCUUGGGGUGAUGUAAAGUCAUAUUUCUCUCAUAAUAAAAAAAAAAUCAUAAUGGA